This is a messenger RNA of Cucurbita pepo subsp. pepo (vegetable marrow), 1439 nucleotides long. Its product is annotated as aspartic proteinase CDR1. Gene Ontology annotation, molecular function: aspartic-type endopeptidase activity. Gene Ontology annotation, cellular component: extracellular region. NCBI's taxonomy places the organism in Eukaryota, Viridiplantae, Streptophyta, Magnoliopsida, Cucurbitales, Cucurbitaceae. The record is from RefSeq and is a predicted model, not a curated record. Gene Ontology annotation, biological process: proteolysis.
UCAUCCUCUCAAGCUUUCAAACCGGAAUCCAUGGCGGCCAUUUCAAUCUUCUUCUAUUUCUUACUUUUUUCCUUCUCCGUAGCAGCCACCGGUCGCGGUGGUGGAAAUGGCUUCACCACCUCUAUAAUCCACCGUGAUUCCCUUCUCUCUCCUCUCCACAACCCAUCUGUCUCCCACUACGAACGGCUUACCGGUGCCUUCAACCGCUCUUUCUCCCGUUCCACCACCCUCACCAAUCGGGCCGCCACCGUCUCUACUGGCGGCGUUCAUUCUCCGCUCAUACCUGACAGCGGCGAGUUCUUAAUUUCCCUCUCUAUUGGAACCCCGCCGGUGGAUUUCACCGCCAUCGCCGACACUGGCAGUGACCUGACGUGGACACAGUGUUUGCCAUGUGUCAAAUGCUUCAACCAAUCAAGUCCCAUUUUUAAUCCACAUCGAUCAUCCUCUUAUAGCAACGUGUCUUGCACGUCUGAUACUUGCAACUCCAUCGUCAGCCACCGUUGUGGUCCCGACCUCAAAACCUGCACCUAUGGCUACAGCUACGGAGACCAAUCCUUCACGUAUGGUGACCUGGCAUAUGAGAAAAUUACCAUUGGGUCCUUCAAACUCAACAAGGUAGUCAUUGGAUGCGGCCACGAAAAUGGCGGCACUUUCCUCGGAGAGACCUCGGGGAUCGUCGGACUCGGCGGCGGCCCUCUCUCUUUGGUUUCACAACUGAACACAAUUGCCGCCGUCAAACGGCAGUUCUCGUAUUGCUUGCCGACAUUCUUCAGUGACGGGAAUAUCACAGGCAAAAUAAGCUUCGGUGAAGAAGCUGCCGUGUCGGGGCGAAAAGUCGUUUCUACCCCUCUCGUGCAGAAACAUCCCUACACAUACUAUUUCUUGACUCUUGAAGCGGUCUCGGUUGCUAACAAGCGAUUUGAGGUUGCAAACAACAUGUCGUCUGCAGUAGUAGAAGGGAAUAUCAUUAUUGAUUCCGGUACGACAUUGACACUUUUGCCCCCGAAUUUGUACGACGGUAUCGUUUCGACUUUGGCGAGGGUUGUAAAAGCGAAGCGGGUGAAUGAUCCAUCUGGGAUUUUGGAACUCUGCUAUGGUGUGAGCAGCAUUGACGACUUGAAUAUUCCGAUCAUCACGGCACAUUUUGCUGGUGGCGCCGCUGUGGAAUUGCAACCGGAGAAUACGUUUGCUUUGGUAAAUGAAGAUGUGGCUUGUUUGACUUUGGCACCGGCGAAGAAAUUUGCCAUUUUUGGGAACUUGGCGCAGGUUAACUUUUUAGUCGGAUAUGAUCUGGAGCAGAAGACAGUGUCGUUUAAACGUACUGUUUGUGGUUAGAGGAUAGAUGUCGUUUCACCGCCGCCUUUAUUCAAGUAGGGUUCAUAUCACCCUAACAAUUCCAACCAUACAGCUUAAUACAAAUAAUAAUAAUAUUUUCACAA